UUUAAGAGUUGGCGGCGGGUUUGAAUCGCUGACAGAUCGCUAAAUAGGGCCCCAAAAGAGGCAAUUUGACAACAGUUUAACGCAAAUCCUGUGAAUUUCGCGAACAAACUGCAUUCGCUUGAGCUUUCACCAAAUAUUUAUCCCCAAUUUGGACAAUGUGCUGUGGCGAGGUGCUGGCAUAAAAAUGGAAAUACAGCUUGAACCGCGUCUCUUUGACAUUGCCAUAUUGACUCUUAAUAUAAAACAUUUCAAGUUAACCUAAUCCAAAUCAAAAUCAAAAUCAAACCGAUUAAUUAAAAAGAAAAAAGACGCUUGCCUAAUAUUUAAUCCAAGAAACAGAGAAAACACAUCCAACAAAAUGGAGUUUUUAAUGAAAACAUCGCGUUUGAUUGUCACAUCGAAGACGUUUGCGCGGCGUGUAGCGGUGCCUAUACCCAGUUGCCAUUCAGUUUCGCAAAUGUCGCUUACAAGCGCACUUCGCACAAUUUUUGGCAAAACCCACACUCCAAACAAAACUCACCCAAAUCCCAACCACCAUCACCACCACCACCACCAACCACAAACACAACCACAACAACAACUGGCUUCUGAUCCUGUCGGCCACAUGGAGCAAGCGCUGCAAUUGAAUCACGCCAAUAAGGCGCCCUGCAAGAACGACCGCAAGGCCUUCCUGCAAAGGGUGAUGCUGACCAGCAGAGUUCAAAGCUCUAUGGCAAAGUUCUACGUCAGCCAAAGGCAUAGUCAUAGUUUGUUCAUUUUCAGCAUAAUACUACGAAAAAUUCUCUUUAGAAACCCGAAUGAGUUGAUGGGCUCCUUUAACUCGGCGCCCAAGAUCAACAAUGUAGACUCCCAGGAUGAUGGCCUCGAGCUGCCCAAGGGGCUGAACACCGCCGCCCUGCUCGAGCACGUGCAGCAGCUGCGCGGCGGAGGCAUCGAUCAGCCCUCGCUGCUCAGCCGCUGCUUCCUAAAGCCAUCGCUGCUUAGCGAGGAUGUGACCGAUGGUAUGCGCUGUCUCAAGCUGAACUCCGUCUCACGCGUUUGCAGUGCUCCAGUUGAGACAGAUGGCACGCAGAAUAUACGAUUGCUGCAGUGGAACAUUCUCUCGCAAACUCUCGGUCAGCACAACGACGGUUUUGUGCGUUGCCCCGAAGAGGCUUUAACCUGGCAGCAUCGCAAGUAUUUGAUUGUCCAGGAGAUUCUGCAGAACCAGCCGGAUGUGGUUUGUCUGCAAGAGGUGGAUCACUUCAAGUUCCUGCAGACUGUGCUGGGCAGCCAGAACUAUGCUGGCAUCUUCUUCCCCAAGCCGGACUCGCCGUGUCUGUAUAUAGAGCAGAACAAUGGACCCGAUGGCUGUGCCAUAUUCUACAAGCGCGACAAGCUCCAGCUGCUCGGCUAUGACACGCGCAUCCUUGAGGUCUGGCGUGUCCAGAGCAACCAGGUGGCAAUUGCCGCUCGGCUGCAGCUGAAGUCCAGCGGCAAGGAGUUUUGUGUCUGCACCACCCAUCUGAAGGCUCGGCAUGGCGCCCUGCUGGCCAAGCUGCGCAACGAGCAGGGCCGCGAUCUGAUCCGCUUUGUCAAGCAGUUUGCCGGCGAGAGUCCGCUCCUGUUGUGCGGCGACUUCAAUGCGGAGCCUGUUGAGCCCAUCUAUGCAACAAUCCUAGGCUGCGAUCUCUUCAAGCUGAGCAGCGCCUACGCAGAUAUGCAGCUCGAACGGGAACGGGAACGGGACCGUCAACAGCAGUUCACUGAGAGCUGUGAGGAUCCGAAUGAGUUCAUUUCGCAGUCAAUUAAGCGUGAACCGCCAUACACCACCUGGAAAAUUCGCGAGGAUGGUGAAGAGUGCCACACCAUUGACUAUGUCUUCUACACGCCUCAGCAGCUUAAGAUCAAGAACUGCCUGGAAUUUCCAGCCGGCGAACAGAUCGGAAAAAAUCGUACGCCCAGUUUUCAAUAUCCAUCGGAUCAUUUCUCACUGGUCUGCGACUUUGAGUUGCUGGAUGAGCCCCGUUCGGAGAGCAACAACAAAUCGCAUGGCACCAUACAGUAGUGGAGGAGCACAGGAGCACAUACUAAACGUACAGCAAUUACAUCAUAAAUUGUGAUAUUAGUUCUUAGAUACAUUUUAGCUACUUGCAUGUACAUACAAAACUUUAUGACUGUUGCACAUCAAAACACUUUCUAACCGAAAUUAAUUCAAAUUUCACAAAUAAACGAGUGUAACUUUGUAGUA
Messenger RNA from Drosophila montana, 2230 nucleotides. It is a transcript of the gene cu, whose product is annotated as curled. NCBI's taxonomy places the organism in Eukaryota, Metazoa, Arthropoda, Insecta, Diptera, Drosophilidae. Gene Ontology annotation, molecular function: 3'-5'-RNA exonuclease activity. The record is from RefSeq and is a predicted model, not a curated record. The coding region runs from base 359 to 2047 and encodes 562 amino acids. The transcript is spliced from 9 exons.